UGAUAGCAAAGUACGGCACAUGUCUAUAAAGCCCGAUGAUUUGGAAUGCGACUUUUUAAAAUAUCCCAUUCAGUCUCAAGGCGAGUUUACAUACGAAGAAAAUAAAGACUACACAAAGUUUACACAGCACAGUAUACACUAUGACAACAGUAACCAUGGCAACAGUAACCAUGGCAACAGUAACCAUGUCGACAAAACCUCUCACCACACAACAUAUUCCCAUUUAACUUGCUCAGACGACAGUGUAACCUCAGAUAAGAGGAGUAUUACAGAUAGUCCUACAAUAGUUUCAGACAAUAACAGUUCUGAGAUCUCAGAUAAUUCCAGUUCUACAGUGUUCCGAGCUGAGAAUUCAAAACAAUUAUCACAGAGGAAACAGUUAACAGCUGAAGAAAGAAGAGAAAAACACAGAGUAGAUCAGCAAGAGCGGCGAAUAAACGAGCUGCCCUGGGAGAAAACACAGCGGCUCCAGCGCAGCGCAGAGCGUCAGCGCUUAAAGCGCAUGAACCUGUCAGAGGUGGAGAAGAAGCACGCAAAGGAGGUAGCAAAGAAGAGAACUAAAGAGAGAAGGAGUAGAGAGACUGAGGAUGAGAGGGAGAUAAGGAGAAUAAGAGACAGGAUAAGGAUGAGAGAGAAAAGAGCACUAAUAAAGCAAGUGAGAGUGUUAGGCGCUGAGGUGGUCGCGCAGACAUGCGUGCGGUUACUCAAUCCUCCAACUAGCGCGCCGCAGAUCAAUCAGAAUAUUGCUCUACCACUGUUAAACUCAACAACUGGAGUGGUCGAUCUAUCAAACAUAAUUCUUAAUCCAGACACAUUCCCCCCUCACUGUAACGGUAUAUUAGUAGGAGGUAGUAACGGUACUAUAUUAGCUCAGUCCUCUGUCUAUUCAACUGAAGAAGGAGGAGAUAUGAGUGAUAACGAGGAGACUAAGGAGGAGCUACUAGGAGGAAGUAAUAUUUCUAACUGUGAUUCAGAUAGCUCCCACGUCUCAACCACCGCUCUCUUCUCUGUAGCUAAAGAUUACCUCUCAUCUGAGCAUGAAAAAUAUUUAAAGCAAAAAGAGAGACAGAGAGUGAGAUGUAAGGAGAGGAGAGCUAAAGAGGGGCCUGAAGAGCGCGCGGUGAGACUGCGCAAGGCUGCACAGCGCCAGAGACAGAAGCGCUUGUCCCUGACAGAGGAGGAGAAGUUGUUGUACAAUGAAGUAAACAGAGUGCGCGCUAAGCAGAGGAGGAGUCAGGAGUCCCCUCAGCAGCAGGAGAGGAGGCGCACUUCAGAACGCGUGCGGAGGAGGGAGCAGCGCGCGCUGUCACGCCAGUUACAGGACUGUGGGGAGGGACCUCCUACUUUUAUUACUAGUCAUUCAGAGGGACCAGACUUUACUAACUUUUCAUUGGAUCUCAGUUAAUUUUAUCAUUUUGUAUUGCUUCAAUCCUACUAUAUAUUAAAUACAAUAAAUUAAACAAAAUACUAUAAACUGAACAAAUUUCAGAAAAUUUUCUAGAGAAAUAUUUCCCACUGACUCCUAACUGCAACUUAACGUUAUAUCAUGUUAGUUAGUUAGUUAGUUAGUUAGUUAGUUAGUUAGUUAGUUAGUUAGUUAAUUAAUUAGUUAGUUAGUUAGUUAGUUAGUUAGUUAGUUAGUUAGUUAGUUAGUUAGCUAGUUAGUUAGUUAGUUAGUUAGUUAGUUAGUUAGUUAGUUAGUUAGUUAGUUAGUU
Molecule: messenger RNA, 1715 nt
Organism: Bolinopsis microptera
Lineage: Eukaryota; Metazoa; Ctenophora; Tentaculata; Lobata; Bolinopsidae
Exons: 3
Coding region: 20-1405 (461 amino acids)
Source: RefSeq, a predicted model, not a curated record